CUCGAUUCUCUCAUCGACCUAUCAUCCGUACUCAGUACAAGUAUGGCAGCUGCCAUGCAGGAUGUGGUCCGCCAGCAGGCGUUAUCCUUAUGUUAUCAAGGUACUUUCAAGCAAAGUAUACUAAACGACAAGUAUACUGCAUGAACCGGUGUUCGUUUCUGGAAGCCCUCUGCUGCUCUUGUCAUGCCCUACGAGGAUGACUAGAUAGAAAAGCAAGGACUUCUGGAUUCGUUCUGAGAUUAUACGGUUUCAACUUGAUCUGGAUAAUACCAGCGAAAGGACUCAUGCUUGCCCCCUGUGGAGAAUAGACCUAACCUGUGGCAGAUUUUGAUCCGUGAAUAAACCAUCGACAACAUGUCUCCCCCCGCUGCCGUCUUUGAGUCUCCUGCCCCUGCCGUCCUUGGCAAUGGUGUAGACCUCAAAAAGAGCCUCGCCGUUAAGGCUGCCUCUGUCAGUCAGGAUGGUCAGGCAAAGACUCUGGCUGAGUUCGAGAGCAACUGGGACAACUUCACGUUCGCUCCCAUCCGUGAGAGCCAGGUCUCCAGGGCCAUGACCCGCCGUUACUUCCAGGACCUCGACACCUACGCCGAGUCUGACAUCGUCAUCGUCGGUGCCGGAUCUUGCGGUCUUUCCACUGCUUUCAUGCUCGCAUCCAAGCGCCCUGACCUCAAGAUCGCCAUCGUCGAAGCCGGUGUUGCUCCUGGUGGAGGUGCGUGGCUCGGUGGUCAGCUUUUCAGCGCCAUGAUCAUGCGCAAGCCCGCUCAGCUGUUUCUCAAUGAGCUCGGUGUCCCGUAUGAGGACGACGGCGACUGGGUCACCGUCAAGCACGCGGCGCUAUUUACAUCGACUCUUCUGAGCAAGGUGCUCCAGUUCCCUAACGUCAAGCUCUUCAACGCCACCACAGUCGAGGACUUGAUCACCCGCCCGGCUCCCACUAGGAAGGACCCCAAUGCUGUCCGCAUUGCCGGUGUCGUCACCAACUGGACCCUGGUCUCCAUGCACCACGACGACCAGUCCUGCAUGGACCCCAACACCAUCAACGCACCCCUCGUCAUCUCGACCACCGGCCACGACGGCCCAUUUGGCGCCUUCAGCGUCAAGCGCCUCGUCAGCAUGCUGCAGAUCGAGAAGCUCGGCGGCAUGCGCGGUCUCGACAUGCGCACUGCUGAGGAUGCCAUCGUCAAGCGCACCCGCGAGGUUGUGCCUGGUCUGAUUGUCGGUGGAAUGGAGCUCAGCGAGGUUGAUGGAGCGAAUCGUAUGGGUCCCACCUUUGGCGCUAUGGCACUCAGUGGUGUCAAGGCUGCUGAGGAGGCUCUCAAUGUCUGGGACGAGAGGAACGCUCAGAACGCGGAGUAGGCUAUGAAGCGGUGGCCGACACGUAGUUAUUCGCAACAAACACCGUCACUCGUUCAAUCAACCUCUUAAGUACUUGUGUGAUGCCACUGAAGGAGUGCUGCAGCCUUGCGCUUUGUGACCGACACCUCGGCCUGCACCCCCUUGUAGUUGUUCUUUGUUGAGCUUACACUCGUGGCGGGGUUGCACAAGGCGCGCCUUAGGCUCUUGUGGUUCGAAGUCGACAGCAGGGGGAUGCAUGUUGCUUGUGACGUGUUUCAGACACGUACAAGACUGUUGCCGUGUUGCGCAGAUGUUGUUGUUGUUAUUGUUGUUGUUGUUGUCUGUUAUUAUCUAUGGCCGCCAAAUCGUCUAUAGAGCAAGUCCCAUAGCAUUUGAUAGCGAACGAAGAAUACACGGACGUGCCUCUGGACGUGACCAGAUGACGAGC
Messenger RNA from Macroventuria anomochaeta, 1783 nucleotides. RefSeq names its product Thi4-domain-containing protein. Gene Ontology annotation, biological process: thiamine biosynthetic process. The transcript is spliced from 4 exons. The record is from RefSeq and is a predicted model, not a curated record. The coding region runs from base 355 to 1356 and encodes 333 amino acids. NCBI's taxonomy places the organism in Eukaryota, Fungi, Ascomycota, Dothideomycetes, Pleosporales, Didymellaceae.